Molecule: messenger RNA, 2217 nt
Organism: Cuscuta campestris
Lineage: Eukaryota; Viridiplantae; Streptophyta; Magnoliopsida; Solanales; Convolvulaceae
Source: the annotation of a GenBank genome assembly
AUUUCAACCCGACCCGAAUUCCGAUUGCGAUUUCCCCCAAAUUCUCGCUCCCUCCUCCGAAAUGGCUCCUGUAGAUCCCGCAACCUGGACCCAUGAAUCCUCUAUCAUCAAGGAGGAUGAACUUCGUGAAGUGGCCGAGCUUCUGGGCAGAGGCUUCCGGGUCCACCAUCCCAAUGCUGCCGGAGGGGUGUCUUCCCCCGAAAGGUCAAAAACUCCUCCUGUUGUGGAAUCCAACCCAGCCGGGAGCUCCUCCGGGAGCCAGGCCCAAGGCAACACCACUGCCUUGGCUGUUUGCAAACCGCCUGCUGCCUUGGACGUCAUUCCCAUCUCCGCCAUUCUUGGGUUAAGGAAACCCACGCCAUCCCGGAAACGACCACGGGAAGGGGUUACUGGCGAUGAUUUCCUUCCCAAGAAUAAUAAAAGUGAGGGUACUCCUGCUUCGCUCAGCCCCUUGACCACAUCUUCUGGUACCCAGAGUACUGCCCCUGCUGCCGCAUCCGGAGGUUUGGAGUUACCCAACCCGGAUAGCUUAGAUCGUGAGGGGGAUGAACUUCUGGACCAGUCAGCACUCAAAAGACCUGCAGUGCAGCCUCAGCCUGAGGUGAUCAAUACCUCUCCACUAAGCGCAACCAUUUCCCAAGGGGUAGAGGGAGAAGCUGACAGGCAGAAAGAGCCGGAGACUUCUCCUGCGAGAGAGAAGAAGGCCUCCCACUGGACUAUCCAGGGAAAUCUAGAGAAGAUGAGGGAGUCAGUGCAGGAGCCUGCAUUUCCCCAGGCACGCCCCGACUUGCUUGCCCUCAAUGCUCUGCACUUCAUGGAGCAGGCCCAACAAUCACUCCUCACCCUGACUGAGCAGUACUUGGGUGGAGCAUCAGGGAACUACCGGGCCGUAGUGGUCCUGAAGGAGAAGGAGUUGGCUGUCAGGGCUCUGCAGCAGAAAGUCGACACUCUGGAACAACAAUUCCAGGUCCUCCAAGAAGAGAAUGCCCGACUCAAGGCAAAUGGCUCAAUGGAACUAGCAGCUGAAAGGUCCAGGGUCAAGUCCCUGCAAGAGCAGAUUUCUAUUUACCAAAGGGGGACCCUGGAUCUAGAAACACAGUUUGACAGACUCCAGGCGCAAAUCUCCAUCCUAGAGUCAAAGGUCUCAGCUUCAGAAGACAAGGUAGGGAGUCUAAAGACUGAGCUGGUUGAAAGGGAGUCCCGGAUCUUUAAGCUAGAGAAUUCCCUCCAUGACGCCAAGCAGGAGAGCGCCCAUCUCAACGACCUCGUGAUAAAACACAUAGAGGCGAAACGGCUUAUCCUCGGGAAGUUGGAGAAAGAGAGACAGACUGCCAGCGAGCUCCGGUCAAGGAUGGAUGAACUGGAGAAGACAAUAGCUGCUCAUCAAGGGGAGGUGGCUGCCCUGACCACCCGCGCUGAGGCCCUCUACAAAGAAGGGAAGUUUGGGAGGAGAAUCACCUUCAUCUCCCCCAACUGGCAUCAGGGGGUGCUCUUCCGGGUUCCAGCGCCCCUCCUAACGGUUCCAGAACGGAAGUUUCUUCUGGCUAUCCUGGCACGUCCCGUCCGCAGAAGAGACGCAAUCCCCACUCAGGAGCUUCCCGGUUGGUCUCUGGCGCGAGGCCUUCCUCCCAAGAGUGAAGUCGUCUCGGAUGAUGAUUUCUUCGCCUCUCCAGCUCAAUCCAACGACGUGGCUGGGCUGAGUCCCGGCGAAUUCUCAAGGCUAUAUCCGGCACUCCGUCUUCCUGCACCAUCUCCUCCUAGUCCACCCAGGCUUCCAUCCGAGAGGAUAGGCUGGGACUCUAUGACCCUCCAAGACUUCGCCUUGUACCAGAGGAUGCGCAGGGCUAAACUUGGGCGUUCUUUGCCGUCUGCCGAGGCGGAACCUUCACGUGAAAGUCGGACUGCUUCUCCAAACUUGCUGAAGUCUCUCAAUGAUGGUUCUUCAUUGGGAGCACCAGCUCCCCGUCCUGGGACGUGGGAAAACUAUGACAUAGAGGAGGCGGCUGAUUCCGCCGCGUGCCCCUCGUCGCAGGGAAGGAGCCCGUGGAAGGGGCCCCCACCUCCUUCCUGUUGACUGCAUGGAUGCAAUAGGACCUCCUUCAGUGCCUAGCCCCCUGCAAAUUAAAUUUCUUCUCCUUGUUUUAUUUCAGGAGGCAUUCACUUGUUGGGUCCAGGAGUUUUUCUUGCGUCCCAUACUAAGAAAUGUCCUUCAAUUUC